AUGAAUCUGUGUUCCUGGAACUGUAGGGGUCUAGGUGCGACGGACUCCCCUAAAGUUCCUUACAUUGGCUCUGUAGUCCGUUCUUUAGGUUUGGAUGUUUUGUUUUUGAUGGAAACAAUGUUGCCUGUACAUAUUGUAUCUCAAAAGUUGUCUGCUUUUUCUUUUGCGGGUAGUUGUGGGGUGGACGCUCUGAGGAUGAGCGGGGGUUUAUUUUUGGGUUGGUUUCAUGAUGUAUCUUUAGUUCCUCUUUUGGUUUCUAGCAACUUUGUUCUGUGUAAAUAUUUGAAAGUUGUUAAUGAAAUAAGCUACCUGCUCUUUGUGUACGGUGCGCCUCAUGUGGCUGAUCGAGGUCUAGUUUGGGAGGAAAUUUUCAAAAUUUUGACUGAAUAUCCGAAGGUGGUUUUGGUAGGAGAUUUUAAUCAGGUUGAAUUUUUAGAUGAUAAAAUUGGGGGUUCGCCUCAUAUUUCUCAACGCUUGCAGUUUAUGCAAUGGCGUUUGGAUCAAGAACUUCAGCCUAUUCAAUUCUCGGGACCCCCGUUCACUUGGACGAAUGGACACCAUGACAACUCUGUCACUUUUUAG
This is a messenger RNA of Spinacia oleracea (spinach), 582 nucleotides long. RefSeq lists its product as uncharacterized. The record is from RefSeq and is a predicted model, not a curated record. NCBI's taxonomy places the organism in Eukaryota, Viridiplantae, Streptophyta, Magnoliopsida, Caryophyllales, Amaranthaceae. Bases 1 to 582 code for a protein of 193 amino acids. The transcript has a single exon.